UUCACGUAAGAAUGCGCGAUGCGCGACGCGAGGCAACCGGUUACCGGUUCUAUGCGCGAUACAUGCGACGAACAUAUUGUCGCAAUAUCGGGCAAUAUCGGAGAAUUGAACGAAUUGGUGAUGAAACAUUUCAUUGUCGCGACGCAAUUCGUCUUACGCUAAAUCCUCGUACAAGUACGGUCCGAUAUUCGUCUCUUUAUUGUAUUAUAUAUUUAUUAUAUUACAUUUUGCUCAAUAAUAGUAUCAAAGAUCUGAAAACGUACAAUCGACAUGGAGGAGAAGAUGUUGCAAAUUCUUGAAGACGUUGGGUACACAGGGCCAAUGCUUGACACCGACAAGCUAUCACACGCCCUGAAACUUGGUGCAAAGUCGCCAGACUUCACUAGUCUUGUAGGUUGGUUUGCUGAACAACUUGCAACAUUUAUCGACACAGAUGAGACUGUUCACGCUACAACAAGCGCAGACGAUGCUAGUUCCUUUCUCUUAGAAUUAAGCUUUUUUCUGAAAGAAAUAGGAUGUGUAAAUGAGAAACUAAUGACUGGACAUGUAAAUCAAAGACUGGCUAAUGAAUCUGAAAGAGCUAUUCUGAUAGAGUUCUUAGCUGCAGAACUUAUGGCUUGUAAAUUAUUGGAAGUGAAAUAUCCUAAAGAGGAAAAACAGAUGGAAGUUACUAUUGAUGAGAGUGAUACUGCAAGAAGCUUGAAAAAUAUUCUGGUAACACUAAAGUUUCAAAAACCACCAGACAAUAUUUUGCCUGAAUUAUUGUUCUCAAAACUAGAAACUAAAUUAUCAGAAGUACUAAAGACUGUGUCGUCUGAUCAUUUAGGGAAACCACUUAUAGAUAUAGAGCUCUCUGCUAAGCAAUGGGACGAAUUGAGUAAAUUACAAGAAGAAAUGCACAAAGAGUACACAAUUCGUCGUGAAAUGUUACUUAAACGUCUUGAUGUUACAGUUCAAUCAUUCUUGUGGUCGGACAGGAUAAAGCUACAGGAAAAGGCAGUAAACACUAGAUACGAGGAGAGAAGAAAGACUCUGAAAAACGAACCGAAGGUGAUAAUGGCCGAUCUAUUGGCAGCAAGAGACGAUUUAGCUGUGAUCGAAAAAAUGAGUAACGCAAGUGUUCGCAAGAACACACGAAGCAAAGUCAACAGUGUCAUUAUCGGAGCAGUGCCAGACAGAGGUGGCAGACCAUACGAACAAGAACCACCUCCACCAGAGAUGCCACCAUGGCAGAAGGACAGAGUUCAAGGACCACAAUCAUUCCGGGGCGGAAGAGGAGGAGGAGGCGGUGGAGAUAGAGGUCACGGAGGUGGCAGGGGAGGAGGAAGCGGCGGCUAUCGCGAUCAUAAAGACGCCGGUAGUAAUUUCGGCCAAAACUUGGAUUAUCAGCAAUCUCAAUACUCCGGACAUGGGCAUAGAGAAUGUUAUCCGGAUCAUAGAGACACAGGAGGAUAUCAAAGAGGUGGCAGUGGUGGUGGUAGAGGAAGCGGAAAUUAUCGAGGAAAUACCGGUGCGAAUUAUGGUCAAAAUUACAAUCAAAGUUAUGACUAUCAACAACCGCAGUAUUCUGGCCAAAGAGAUUCUUAUGGAAAUGACAAUCGAAGCGGUGGAAACUAUUAUCAAGACAGGAGAGAAAGUGGAGGAAGGGAGGGAGGUGGAAGAGGAGGCAGAGUUCAAGGUGGAUGGAAUCAAGGUGGCAAUAAUUCUGGCAUGAAUAGUUAUCAACGCGGCGGCUACAAUAGAGGCAGGGGUCGACAAUACUGAAUUUUGAUCAUAACAAAGGCUUAUAUUACAAGCUAUGAUGAUAUUAAAAUAAUCAUGUGAUGAUAUUAAUAAUUACUAUUAUUCAUGCUUAUGCUUAUAACUCAUGUGUAACACAAAAUGUAUAAGUGUCUGGUCUUGAAAUCUUUAAGUUUAAAAUAUCUCUAGAUGAGGUAAUAAUUUUGAAUUGUUAUUUUUAGAACAUGUUUAGUUAACAAUAUUUAAAAAAUUGUAAUAUUACUGUUAAGAACUAUUAUGUAUUACUCUCACACAAGGAGCAUCACUUUUAAAAUGACAGCUUUUAAUUUCGUCAUUAUAAUCAAUUGAAACAUGUGUAUAUAUAUAACUGCUAUGUUUUCUACAAAAGCCAAGCAUAAUAAAAAUACAAUAAUUAUGUAAAUAUAUAUUUGUCCACUUGUCUAAAGUAGAUGGUUGGAAUUAAUUUAUAACAUGAGAUAUAAAGACUGUAAAUUAAACCAUGAAAAUACAAUGAAUUAUGCAAAUAUAUAUAAAAAUAACAUACUAAA
Formica exsecta is the source of this 2288-nucleotide messenger RNA. RefSeq names its product protein FAM98A. The transcript is spliced from 5 exons. The coding region runs from base 271 to 1764 and encodes 497 amino acids. NCBI's taxonomy places the organism in Eukaryota, Metazoa, Arthropoda, Insecta, Hymenoptera, Formicidae. Gene Ontology annotation, cellular component: tRNA-splicing ligase complex. The record is from RefSeq and is a predicted model, not a curated record.